Phaeodactylum tricornutum CCAP 1055/1 is the source of this 7187-nucleotide messenger RNA. RefSeq lists its product with no specific name. NCBI's taxonomy places the organism in Eukaryota, Bacillariophyta, Bacillariophyceae, Surirellales, Neidiaceae. The transcript is spliced from 3 exons. The coding region runs from base 1 to 7098 and encodes 2365 amino acids. The record is from RefSeq and is a predicted model, not a curated record.
AUGGAGAAAGCGACAACGACAACGACACAAGAAUCCCCCGUUAUUGCGGGGUCGUCCUCGUCGAAGGCACCGACGCCUCCUCGACCUUCACCUCGGCAGCUCGUACCCGAUAUCGACUUUCCCACGUCAGUGGAAGAAGCCGGAGCCUUGCUGGGGGCCACGAUUACAACUUGCGGCAAACAAGUCGGAACGACACGCGCACCGCCGCCCGGGUUGCACAGUUCCUUCGGGACCGCCCAACCCGUACCCAGUUCCAUCCUGCUCACGCGUUUGCACGGUCUGCGGGCCUGGCUCCGAGCCUCCGUCACCGACACCCCACUCGUCGCGGCACCCUCCAUACUCGCUGUAUUGAUGAAACUCAUGGGCGUAUCCAAUACCAUGAGUGCCUCCUACAGUCAAACAGCCGCCGCGUCGGUCUGGAACGACACCACCCAAGCCAAUCGCGCCGUGCUGGAAACCCCACCCAUGUUGUCGACGCCCAUCCGUGCCCUCUGGGUCGACUGUGUCGUGCUCUGUCACGUACUGGCACAGGGACUCACCGGGACGGCGAGGAUUGAUACCUUGCAAUUCUUGCGGAAAAUGUUGGCCUUGGCGACGCUCCACCCACGCUCCGCCAAGGCCGCCGGAGGCGUACGCGUCGCCGCACUCGAUCUAGUCACUGGACUCUUGCACCAUCAACCCAACGACAACACCAUCAAAACUAACGCAAACAACAAUAACAGCAACAAUACGGUGCAACGCAAUUCCCCAACGCUGGCCAAAACGUUGGCUCCGUGGAGUUUGGAAACACUCCAAACCUGUUUGCGAGCGUUGCGUUCGGCCGGCAACGGUGAACCGACCUAUCGCGUGGCCGCCGUGAGAACCGCCUGUGCUACCGUCGUGGCCUGUCGCAACGCCUUUCUACCCACUCGUAUGGGGUCUUCCUUGAUCGACCCGGAUACCGCCACUGCUACGGAUCGACUGGUCUUGCCCGGCGCCAUGGAAGACAAGGCCGUACUCGAAGCCGUCAAAGUAUGCAAACAAGCCGUCCUGGAUAAGUUUCCGGAAGUCCGUGCCCAUGCCGGUAUACUGGCGUCGCUGUUGACCCCCCUUCUAGUCACCAACCUACCGCCCUCUUCUUCCGCACACGGCAUUGACGGACGCCUGCACGCCUUGGAAGACCUCCUCCAGCUGGCGUACAAACACCUCGACGACGAGAGUCCCGAGACGGCCACGCACUGGGCCGAAACUCUUGCCCGGGGUGUGGCAACGGCAAUUCAGUUUCAUCAAGCGGAAAAAGACACUGGUGACGGUCCCAAAGGAGGUGUCGACCAAGGCGCGAUACCGCGUUUUGGAUCGCGCAAAGUCCUGGGUAUUGCGCACUCGUGUACGUCGCUCAAGAACGCCGUACGUUACUGGAUCGCGCAAUUUGUCAAAGUGGGCGGAGAAUUGGUGGCGCCCCGUUUGGGAGGAUCCUACGCGACCGGAGGACGAGCGGUGCGGAUUGGUAUCAGUAUGGUACUCACCAAAAUACUGCGACUCCAAGUCGUCCUCGGAGCCGUGGGGGAAGAUCGGAGUGCGUCUCUGAAAGAGAUCCUGGAUCUAAUAUUGAAUGGACUCGGUCCGGACCUGGAGAAACAACUCCGACCACCCGAUACGCCGGCUUCGGGACCAGCGAAUCCCUUGUUCGGGGCCACCCGGACCUGGUCCAAGAACGAUGCCGGCCUAGCCCGGUUGGCCCUCAGCCGCGUCUUGCGCGAAGGUCUCUCCGAAGUCACGCCCGAACCUACGCAAAUCAACUUUUUGCACGAAUUGAUUCUGUGUCUACCGGGUAAGGGAGACGCCGAAUCCAACGAGGCGCCCGCCGUCCAAUGGAAUGCGAAUCAAUUGCAGAUCGUGCUAGUUGAGAUUUCGCAUUUGCUGGCGGCCUUGGGCGAAGCGGCCGCUUCUAGAAUAGACGACGCCGUGAUAAGGCUGGAAAUAUGCCUGGAACACAUGGAUCAAGGGGUGCGGCACGAAGCAGCGAUUGCCUGUGCCUCGUUAACGGCCAGCUUUCCAACGGAAGGUCGCAAGCUGGUACGGUCCUCGAUCGAUGAGAUGCAACUCCAUCACGCGCAAUUGGUCACGUUGGCUUCGAGCUCGUCGGAUGCGAAGGAAGAACCGGAUGCCGGGAUACGGAUGUUUCGACGUCCCAAGGAGAAGGAGCAUGACCCAUCCGCUCGUCAUCAAUGUGCGAUUCACGGCAGGGCCUUGAUGAUUUCCAUCCUUGUGCGAGAUCUUACUAGUCUUCCAGGCGGGUUGCCGACGGAAUUAUUAAGCGCCGCACUGUCCGUGGCGGAAAUAAUGCUUUCGUGUCAAUUCCAUAAACCGAUCAUCCAGGCCAAUGCCAUGUCGGCUUGCAACUGCGUCAAGGCAGGCUUUGCUAUUAUCUCGGGCGUGCUGGCGAACGGUCCGAAAGCUGCGGCACCGAGUGUAUCGCUAAUCUUCAAUUCCUGGCAAAAAGCAAUAAGCAGUAUCACAGGCGGCGGCAAGAUUCUCAGUCCGAGACACGAGCUGCUUUGCGUGGAUGCAAUGCUCUCGUCGGUGGUUGUCUUUCUCAAGUAUUGCUCCGAGCUUUUACUUUCAGUACCAGAGGCUUUGACCCAGGUGACGGUCCUUUUGGAAAACGUCCUGCCGAUGCUUUUGCCGGACGGAACGUUUGGAAGUCUUCCGUUUUCGGCACCGGUUAUGGCUCGACUAGAAAGUUCCAGGUCCUCCCUCCUUGAGGCGUUUGCGUGGUUGCCAUCCGGUUCCUUCCCGAUGGUUGCCGAUACAGUCUUUUCAUUUGCCGCCGAACACAUUCGAGCAGCCGUGGAGGGGGAGGUAUCCUGCUCGAUUUUACAUGCGUUGGUGAGCCGGGAGGACUCUAUUCUGGACGCCAAGACCAUGAGUCGAGCGAGGCGAGACGGGCAAAUUGGGGGAGCGCGUGAUCUGGAAGAAACAAUCCUUUUGCUUACAGGCGAGAUCGCACACCCCGGGGAAAGAGAGGCCGUUCUGCAUUUAUCCAUGUACAAUCGAUCGGAGCCAGACCCCAGCGUCUUUCGGGGUAGCCGCAUUCUGGGAAUUUGCGCAAAAGAUGCUAGUGGGGAGAAACCUCCGACGCCUCUACACGGGGUUGGAACGUGGAGAAAACCGAUCGAUCCGUCUUGCUCUUCCAAGGUCCGUCUUGUCGAUGCCGCUAUACAGGCAUUUUCCGCAACCUUUGGAUUGAAGAGUGGUUCUGAACAACAGGGCGCAAUGGACAUGUUGGAAUCUCUGGUACCGCCAUUACUUGCUCAGCUGGCUCGCGCAAUUGGUGUGAACUCUGCCUUGGUCGAUCAGAGCCCGAGGUCCAAGGCCAAGGAGGAUUCUUCCGCCGUUGCCAACAUUACUGCCGUUCUUCUGUCGUGUCUAAAAGCACUACCACUCCACGAGACUAGCCACAACGUUCCCCUUGGCCUGGGACCGCCGUGGAUGAACAAAGCCAAAGAUCUUCUUCUCACUGUAUUACCUUCCCCUUCCAGCACUGUUCGUCGUGCCGCAGCGGAAGGUCUCGCUCUACUCGCAACUUUGGGUGUUUCGGAAGACGCACACUUUCUGCAAAGUAAGGUCCUUCAUUCUCUGGAUGAAGUGAUGCAAGGUAACAAACCAGAUGGAAAACCCCGAGCGAUUGCAUUGGAACCAGUCUCAGCAGCGCGUGCGGGAUCUCUACUUACCUUGGCUUGCAUUCAGCGAACUGCGUUCAACGUUGCAAAGAAACAAAUUGCAAGAGCACGAUCUCGCGUGAAUAAUUCGAAGGACGUAGAAUCAAGACGGGCUAGUGAGCUGCCACUUCUACAAAUGAUGACUCGGAUCCUCCCCUCUAUCGCAUGCUCGGGAUUUCGCGAUUUUUUUGUCGUGAGAACGUACGCCCUGCACUCUUUUUCUGUUCUCUUGAUAUAUUCUGAGCGUCUCGAGAAGACAACUGAUCUGGACAAAGGGGAUAAACAGCUCUUGCGAAAGGCGGUGGAACUCGUCGAAGAUAAUUUUGCUGCGUCCAUGACCAUUUCUUCCACAGAGAUGGACCGCGGCCAGGAAGCGGAAAAGAUGACCUCGGAAGUCGCAUUUUUAUCCGUACUAUUGCGAUUAAUGUCGUUUCUGGUUCAGACAGUCUACCAUCUUCAAGAUGAAGACCCCGGCAUUGGCGAGCGCUUCAUACUGAUUGCAAGGCUUACUCUUGAGCUUUAUGGAUCGCAUCCUGUUGUCUUUACUGAAGCGAUGGCAUUCUUUGAAGUCACGGCUGGCCAUCGCCAACUUAUUCCCUUACCAUGGGAUAAAAUCGACUACAGCGAGAGUCCCUUGUUCGCAAGUAUUUCGAGUAUUCAAUCCUCCUUGGCACCAAUUCGUCCAGCUCUUUUUGCAUUUGCACCUUGGGAGCAGCCUCGCAAUUUGUCGGCCAUUAAUAUACGUGCCUCGGGGAUAGCUCUUCAGUCGCUGACCCAAUCAAAUGUCUCUGUCGUAGAUUGGUGCAGCUUUUCGAUCGUAUCCGCGUUGUUUGCUUCGCUGGAAUCAACAUCUGGGAAAGGGUUCUUUGGCAGAACUACCUUUCUCCGAUCGCUGGCUGUGCCAAGACAUACGGAAGUUUCGUUUCAUGAAUGGAAAAAUGUAGAGCUCGAUCUCACCGAUACCAUUCGAACCAUCUUCUAUCUAAAUAGUGCUAAAACGGCUGUCUCGUCUUCAAAUGUUCUGCGGUGGAUCCUUUUCGCACGAGCUCUGUUGGUCAAAUCGUGUCCUUUAGACUACACCGACAAGGAAGAGGAAGUUUCAAUCGAUUCUGUUGUCCAGGCUGCAAGCCGCAGAUCGCAUCAGGACGUCUCGCUGGUCUAUACUGCAUCCAGCGCUGUCCGAUGGCAAGUCAAAUGCAUUGCGGCACAAAUUGUGGAAUUUGCCUUGGAUGCUCUUUUACAAAACACGCCGGAAAAUGCUGAAGUCGUAUAUGGCGACGCGAAGGACCAAUGCGCGAAGGAACUCGAAAAAGCUAAAAAAAACGACAGCGGGCUUCCAGAUUCAAGACUUGUGUUCCAUCUCCAAGAAAUCUUAUCUGCGGUGUGCAUGAGCACGGUAGCCGUGGUCGACCAGGCGGAGGUGCAUUCGUUGCAAGUCUCGGCAAUGUACGCUUUGACGAUGCUAAUUUUAGCAUUUGCAGAGUCGCCCGACCCGGAGCUUCCACAGUCUCGCAUCUUGGAUCAAUAUGCCCAGCAGAUUUUUUCUGCUGUCAAGCAUGGUUUAGAAUUGUCCACUUCGAGCCCCUCUACCGCUUGUUUUCAGUUGUAUGUAGCCUCCUGUUACAGUAUGAGUGCACUGGUAGAGAGCGGAGUCACAAAAGAUCCAAUGGUGCUAAAGCGCUUGCUUCGUCCUAUAGUUCCGAGGUCAGACGAAACUCCUUUGUUUAUGCAUUCGGAACCAUAUCCAGCUGAGCUCACGAAAAUUUCGGAAGAAGGAGUUCACGAAAAUCGGCGUGUUCGACACUUGAAGAAGAUCGCCCAAGUUUGGUGCACGAGCAAGCUUUUGAUCGGAAAUGAACCCUUGUCAGAAUAUAUUUUAUUGGUUUCCAAGGAUUUGAUCAAAGACCCGCUCCAUAUUGCUGUGCACAGUGCGGCAUUUGCUUUCGAUGGAGCCCGGUUGCUAAUUUCGAGCCAUUUUUCUUUGACCGGGGCUUGCCCUUGUUAUAGAACAUCCGAAGCGGAUGAGAAAAUGGCAUGUGAACGAGGGUUUUUGUUCGAAUGCGCGGACGACAUCGAUGAUUCAACCAAGACCCUACUCAUGUCUCAGUGGUCGUAUUGCGCUAGUACUGCAAUCAAGCCUUUGGUCAGUUCGAUGGACUCAGAGAAUGGAAAGUUCAAGGUUCUAUGCGAUGGGUGGAUAACGGUCUUGACUCCGCUUUUACUCGAAGGCGUACAUCACGGCUUGUUGGCUUGCACUAGUGGGAUUAAUCUCCCUUGUAUGGAUGCAACAAACGUGACUGUUGAUUGCUUACGGGGUUUAAGCUGUUUGACUGAAGCUGGACCGGAAGUUUUGUGCAAGACACAGCACUUUAGCGACGUUGAGAGGCUGCUAAGAACGAUGCUGCAGAAGGUGUGGCUUCCUACUUUACGCAAUGAGAAAUUGACGGUCGACUCGAAAAUUGCGAAGGAAAUGUGCCGUUUGGUCAGAAGUUUAGCAGAUUUGAUGCCAUUCAUUGCCAGUGAUGAAAGUACUUUACUCGUCACUGUUCUGACUCCGCUGGAGCUUCUCGAACGUGCCAUGUUUGACUGCGAAAUUUCUGCGGUCGCCGACGAGAUUGUUUCGACUUGCCUCGAUGGUAUGACCAAAUUCAUUGCGCACGGAAAAGUAAGCGAAUCAUUGCUGGAAGCGAUGUUGCAUUUGUUGCUCCAAAGGAUUCUAGUGUCAGAGAGGUCGCUUUCUGAACAGACCACUGAGUCCUCCAAAGUUCUACUGAAGCAAUGUUUCAGCAGCGGUAUGGUGAAUGCACGCCGCCGGAACACCAUCGCGGCUGAUUUGGCGCACGUCGGUAACUGGGAUACGUGGCUGGUCGUGUUUGCUUCGGACGACGGGUCGUCCUCGUGGAAGAGUCUAGACGCUGUUUCCGAAUGCCUGCAAACCCCGGGUGGACCUCAAAUGGCAUUGCUGGCCAAACUUUGUGCCUUUGCCCAAGGCUGCCCGAUUUCGAGUCCUUUGUUACAACUAUUGUUGCAUCGGGUUGGCGCCGACGUCGUCGGCACGUUGUAUCUGUACGGAACGCUGCAAAUACCCGGCUCGGCGCGUCUCCACCGACAAAAAGCGUGCGCCGACGCCUUGAAGCUGUCUCUAAUUGGUUACCAGCAAGUGGUCGCCACGAAGUCGGACGACCGCAUCGCGCAGUAUCUCUCGUUGCUGUUCGAGACUAUCGUGGCCGUGUUGCGGUACAACGGUGUCCCGAAUCAUCCGUCGCCGCAACACGAGAGCGACCCAGCGUUGGGUCGCAUGUCGGCCCAGGCCAUCUUAAUGACGGCAAGGACGACGCCGGUUGCCUUUAAAACGACAACCGCCCUUUGCUUGAGUUUGCCGUCCGUGCCGAAAUGAACGGUUAUGUAAAUCCCAACCAAGCACCGGUCAAGAAGAAGAUUAGUUUACAAGGAUUUAAAAAGUAAUUCCAAAGUUUAACGAGGGCU